Molecule: messenger RNA, 1832 nt
Organism: Ctenocephalides felis (cat flea)
Lineage: Eukaryota; Metazoa; Arthropoda; Insecta; Siphonaptera; Pulicidae
Exons: 7
Coding region: 199-1803 (534 amino acids)
Source: RefSeq, a predicted model, not a curated record
CUUCAAAGUCAAACAUCACUUUGACAGUUUAGCUCCUGCUCCUAUUACACUUGCGCUAGUUUAUUGUUCAUAAUGUAACGUCAAAUAUAAUUUAUUAUUAUGGUUUGUUUUAUUUCUUCACUGAGAUCGAUCGUUUAUUAAUGUACUAUGUAAUUCGACUUCAUAACUUUUCACAAACAUUAAUAGUAUCUUGAAGUUAUGGCUAAUAUGGAUUAUAAACAUUUGUUAAGGAAAUUACAAUUUCCUGCUUGCGCAAAAGAGGCACUUCCUAUCAUAGAAAAGUUAAUUUGUGGUCGCAAUGCUCCUUCCACCAAGCAAAUAGAUCUUGCAAUGGAGUUAAGUGCAGAAUUUCUAUUUUGUGAAACAGAUAUUAAGGGACAUACUGUUGAGGUUUCACUUAAAGACCAGAGUGUCAAGGAAUUGCAGUUAAUAUUUGCACUGGCAAAUUAUUUUAAAGAGUCUGGAGAUGAAACUAUUAAAAAUACUGUAUUUUUGUCAUUAUUUGGAGAGACUAUGAGUAAUAAAAGAGCACAAACCUUAUGGAAAUUAGUCAGUUUGGCUAUAUCUUUUGGAUAUUCAUCACUUCUUCUUGCUGUUGGAACUUGGAUGCAACAAUUAGGAUGUACUUCAUCUCAUAGUCUUGAUUUAUGUAAACAUUUAAUUAAAGAUUUCUUUAAGUCAUCUGAACAACAAGAUACUUUACUCAAACUUGGGCAGCUUGCUCCACGAUUUACAGCUAAUUUUAUGACAGGAGUAGCAGAGCAUUAUUUAAAAGUUGAUGCCAAAAGUGGGUUUUCUUCACCACCUCCUAUGCUUUUGGAAAUCAUUACAAACUGGGUGUGCGAAGACACAUCUUUAUGUAUGGCAGCCCAUCAAACACAAGCUGCUCUUCCAAGUGGCGGAAUUGCAAUGGCAGCAAUUACACCAUUUGCAGGUCUGUUCAAAUGGUGCAUCCUAGCACCACUUACAACGCCUGCUGCAGAGUAUGCGCAAGUUGAGCAUUUAUAUAGUAAACUUUAUUUGGGUUUGCUAAAAAAUCUAUUGGAGGUAAAGCCAAGCCCUGGACCACCAACAGCUAUGAGCGCCCAACAUUUAGCACAAGUAGUGCCCCCGAUAGCUGAAUAUAUAAAUAAAAAGCAAAUAGCUACAGCUGAAAAUCAAUUAUUAUCAGAAAGUAGUAUAUCUAAUUUUCAAGACCAGUUCAAUAAAGCUCGACAUGCCGGAGAACAAAAGAAUUUUUAUUCAGAUAGUAGCAUACAUGAUAAAAAAGCAUUAGAUCAAGAAUUCACAAAUAUGCAACAAUAUUUUGAUAAUAAACUCGAUUCUAUAUUUGGAUAUGAUAGAAAAUCAAUGUACAAUACUGAAAGUGAUCAUGAAAUGAUAAUAGAUGAAGAAGUUUUUACUCAUAGUGAAGAUAACAUAGUGACAUUAGAUUCUUUAUCCAACUUUGAUGCAAGUUUAAAUUAUGAUCGAGCAGCUAGUAUGAAAUUCAAAGAUUUAUUUUUCAAAAAAUACCAAUUUAUGCUUGAAGAAAUUAAUGAAAGAUUAGAUAACAAAUAUAAUAAAAUUUAUCUGGAUGAGAAAAUGAUAGAGGUAAAGACUGAAUUGGCAGCUGAUGAAACUUACAUUGAGGAUAAAUUAUUAGAUGUUGCACUGGAAAGGCUUGCAGAAGCUAUGCAAAUAUCAAUAGCAGUUAAAUGUAUGUAUGGUAGCAAACCAUAUUUAUUUUCACAAAUAGAAACACUGCCUCAUAAUCAGCUGUUAACAUUAAUUCUUAAGUCCUUGAGGGCCCAAUCUUUAUAAUUAUUUUUUACAGUAAAUAAAGGUUUUAU